Molecule: messenger RNA, 2262 nt
Organism: Trichoderma virens Gv29-8
Lineage: Eukaryota; Fungi; Ascomycota; Sordariomycetes; Hypocreales; Hypocreaceae
Exons: 3
Coding region: 1-2262 (753 amino acids)
Molecular function (GO): ADP binding; protein binding
Source: RefSeq, a predicted model, not a curated record
AUGAGUUACCCGAUGUCCCAUCCGCGUCACAUCGGCCAAAAUAAUUUUGGAAACAAUACCAUCAUCAACCAAGGUGACAUCCAUUAUAAUCUGACACACGGUUCUCUAUCACCCGGCCUUGAUAGACCGACCCAUGUUAUUCCAUAUCCCCGUAACGAGGAUGUGAUCUACCGCCGAGACUUGGUAAAUCGACUGAAUCAACUUCUGCCACGGGGAUCGAAGUUCCACAGUGCUGCUCUUUGGGGACUAGGAGGAUCGGGAAAAACUCAGAUCGCCCUUGACUAUGCGUACGGACGAAGCGAAGACGAUAAAUGCAGUAUAUUCUGGGUGCAUGCAGACAGCAAAGCGACGUUUAUACACGAUUAUAAGACAAUUGCAAACAAAAUUGGCAUUGACCAAACUACCGCUGCCGAUGGGAAUGACCUGCUUAGAUCUGUACGUAACGGUAUCGAGGCACGCCCAUCAUGGGUACUUAUCCUCGAUAAUGUUGAUAAUCUCGAAUUAUUUGGCGUUGGGCUAUCGACCGAUGAAGCUGCAAACAGCCUAUACGAAUAUAUCCCAAACGGGCCUACGGGGACAGUACUGUGGACAAGUCGCGAUGCCAAUAUUGCAGGUACUCUGGUCGGCGCACAAAGGGGCGUUGAGGUUACAUCUAUGGAAUCUGACGAAGCUAUCGAACUUCUGGAAGUAAUGAGAAAUAAGAAAGCCAGUUUUGGAGAACUUGACGAUAUUGAAAUGCUUAUUGGGGAACUGGAGCGGUUUCCGCUUGCUAUCUCUCAAGCUGGUGCAUAUAUGCGGCGAAUGCAGAUGACUGCUUCCGGCUACCUGUCUUUGCUUCGAGAAAGCAAACGCCGAUGGAAUACCCUUAAGACCACUGGAUUCGAUCGGCAUAGAAGGCCUGAAAUGCCCAAUAGUGUACUUGACACGUGGACUGUCUCAAUGGAACGAAUUCAUAGUGAGAACAGAACGGCUUACCAAGUUCUCCAUAUCAUCGCUUAUCUAGACAACCAAAAUUUGCCGCACGAGUUAAUUUUAAAAAUCAGCAAGUACAGCAACGAGGAUACGACUAGGCAGCUAGAAGAAUUGGAAGUGACAUCUGCAAUCAGGCGGCUCCAAGAGUUCUCAUUCCUCAAGACACGCCAUAUUGAGGAUGGCGGUCCAAGCUAUGAGAUGCAUAAGCUUGUGCAAGAGGCAGCAAGAUACAGGCUAACACUGCGAGGCCUUCAGGGAAUACCUGCGCAAGGAACUUUGAUGCAGACAGAACCAAGCGAUGAGGUAUAUUACACAGGAAUUGCCUUGCAGGCAUUGUCAGAACUCUUUCCAACUUCAAAGCCAGAGUCGUGGGGACAGUGUGAGAGGUAUUUGGCUCAUGCUAUAGGAAUGGGGGUCUGGGCAGAAAUAAGUAAGAGGGAGGCCGACACCUCUGAACUUUUGAGCAAAGCGUCUGGGUAUUUAUAUGACCGAGGGCGUUGGAGAGAGAAAGCGCUCGUGGACCAGAGAGCGCUAGAACUAAGACGAAAAGCCCUCGGGGAGCGACACCCACAUACGCUUGAAAGCAUAGCUUCACUUGCAGCAGCAUAUCAUUACCAGGGUCAGCAUGAGAAUGCCAAAGCUUGUUACAAAGAAGCCAUAGAACUUCGGCAACAGACACUUGGAGAGAAGCAUCCAGAUACCCUUCGGGCUAUGGCUUUACUUGGAACAGUAUACCAAAGCCAUGGUCAGUAUAAGGAGGCCGAAGCUAUUUAUAAGAAAACUAUGGAAAUUCAGCGGGAAGUACUUGGAGAGAAGCACAUAGAUACGAUUUUCAGCUUCGCUUCAAUUUCAGCAAUAUAUCACUACCAGGGUUAUUAUGAGAAAGCCAAACCUAUGAAGAUGAGAACUUUAGCUCUCCAACGGGAGAUACUUGGCGAGAAACAUCCAUUAACGCUUUGGAAUAUUGGAUCCCUUGCAGCGACAUGCCAGGGCCUGGGCCAGUAUAAAGAAGCCAAAGCUCUCUAUCAGGAAACUCUGGAUCUUCGUCGGGAAACGCUUGGCGAGAACCACCCAGACACGCAGCGGAGUAUAACCCAACUCGGGGCUAUAUAUUGCGAUAUGCACAACUAUAAACAGGCUGAAGCUCUUGCUAAAGAAGCGCUAGAAAUUGGUCAAAAGAUGCUGGGAGAGGAACACCCUUAUACUCUCCAAUCCAAGCAUAACCUAGCCGUUGCAUUACGCAGUCGCGGUCGUCGUAAUGACGCUCUUACUUUAAUGCAAGAAUAUUGA